Astyanax mexicanus (Mexican tetra) is the source of this 3461-nucleotide messenger RNA. RefSeq names its product toll-like receptor 1 (gene tlr1). Gene Ontology annotation, cellular component: membrane. Gene Ontology annotation, molecular function: transmembrane signaling receptor activity; protein binding. The record is from RefSeq and is a predicted model, not a curated record. The transcript has 2 exons. Lineage: Eukaryota; Metazoa; Chordata; Actinopteri; Characiformes; Acestrorhamphidae. The coding region runs from base 139 to 2577 and encodes 812 amino acids. Gene Ontology annotation, biological process: immune response; toll-like receptor signaling pathway; inflammatory response.
ACCGGCCAACCAGAGACCAGCUCAUUACCCUGAAACUCAUCACUAUAACUACAUAUAUAACUAUAUUUCACCAUCACAGGAAACAGAGCUCUUCAUUAAAACCGACACUGGAAACAUUAUUCUGGUCAAAUAAGAAUAAUGAAGGCUGUAGGUUGUCCUUCCUACCUACAGGGGGCAGUCCUCGCAUCCUUCCUGACCUCCAUCCUGGCCAUACAGACGAUUGUUGUGGAUUUCCAUUCCAGAAAUCUGUCUGCGGUUCCUUCUGAUCUCCCAUCUUCAGCUGAAACUGUGGAUCUUUCUCAGAACCGAAUUCAGACCCUGAGGAAACUGGACUUCAGCAGAACCCCAGACCUCAAAUCCCUCAACCUCUCCUGGAACAUACUGGAGGACAUCCACGUGGAGACAUUUGCUUCAACUCCUGUCCUGGAAACGCUAGAUCUGUCUCACAACAGACUCCAGACCCUGUCCAAUCAACUGUAUCUACUGCACACGCAAAGCCUACAGUACCUGGACCUUUCCUCCAACAGGUUCACAGUUAUGAAGCUCGGGAUUGAGUUCUCCAAACUCCUGAAGCUUCGGUGGCUCGGCCUGAGUGCUGGAACUAUUCGGUUCGAUGACUUUGAGAGCAUUUCACAUCUCUCGCUUCAGACUCUGUUCAUCCAAGCCCAGAAUCUGAUUAACUAUGAAGAAGGAAGUCUCGCUGGUGCCAAAGCAGAAAAGCUUACAAUAGUACUGACGAACAAAGACCUCGACCAUCCAAUGAUCCUCGAUGCUCUGAUGACCUUCAGGGAAGUGGAGCUUAGCAGCUUAAACAGUCCAGUGGACUUCCUCCGAGAACUGGUGAUGUGCAGAGCGGCCAUCCAAACAGUUCACCUGCAUCUAUCUGCCAUUCAGAGCACCUGGAAGGUCAUGACGUCCUUCUUCAACAGCGUCCUAAUGUCCACAAUCCGCCAGUUCAGUGUUUCCAACCUCACCCUAACCGAAAUGAGGCACGGCAGCCAAGUGUUCCAGUCCAGCUCUCUGGAUUCCUUCAGCGUCAGGCAGUCUUCGGUAAAGGUCUUCAUCUUCAGUCAAAAGGAUCUCUACGACUUCUUCAUCAACAUGCCUGCAAAGAACCUCACCUUGGCUUCGUCGCCAAUAGUCCACAUGACCUGCCCGGCGAAAGUCAGCAAGAUCCAGAUGCUUGACUUCUCCGAUUGCGCCUUGUCUGAGAACGUCUUCUCCAAAGGUCCACAAGACGAAUGCGACACCUUGACGAAUCUGGAGACACUGAUCUUGAAGGGCAAUAACCUUAGACACUUAAUGCCGUUAACAUCAAGAGUCAAGCUUAUGACCUCUUUAAGAUAUGUUGACUUUAGCCAGAACUCGCUGACCUAUGACGAAGGUCAGGGAAGUUGUACUUGGCCUUUGGAAAUCACCCACUUGGAUUUGUCUUCCAAUGGAUUUGACCAGGUUGUGUUUAAAUGCUUGCCAAGAUCAGUCGUCAAUCUCAACAUCCAGAACAACCGGAUCUUUGCAAUUCCUGCAAAUAUUUCUGGCUUGGACUUCCUCAAAGUUCUGGAUCUUACUUCAAAUCGUCUGCUAGAUCUCCCGGACUGUCUGGGGUAUCCAAACUUGGAGCAGUUGUUUGUGCGUAGGAAUUCCCUUCACGUCCCUUCUCUAGGUGCUCUUGAGACUUGUCCACAUCUGCAAGUUCUGGACACAAGUCAUAAUCCCUACAUCUGUACAUGUCCUUUAAGAGGUUUCAUCACACUCAUCGAUGAUCAAGGCAAACUGGGUGGAUCCAAACUGUGGAAAGGCCGCAGGAUUACUUUGGAUCGCUGGCCGAAUUGGUAUCGUUGCAGUUACCCAGAAUCCUGGAGAAGAACAAUGCUACAGAACUUCACCUUACCUGAGAUCACUUGCAAUCCUGGAGUUUUAGCGGCCACCAUAUUGGUUCCAGCCAUUAGUUUAGUCAUCAUUAUGGGAGUUCUAUGCCGUCAGUUGGACAUUCCUUGGUACGCAGGAAUGAUUUGGAAGUGGACUCGUGCAAAGCAUCGUGCAAGAACUUCCCACCAACCACCAGAGGAAUUGCAAGGCGUGUUCUUCCACGCUUUCAUUUCCUACAGCCAGAGAAACUCUGACUGGGUAAAAGCUCAACUCCUGCCCAAGUUAGAGGGUGAAGAUCCAGCCAAAGUCCAGAACAGUCUCCGAAUCUGUCACCAUGAGCGAGACUUCAUCCCGGGGAAGACGAUAGUGCAGAACAUCCUUCGCUGCAUAGAACAAAGCAGAUGCUGCAUCUUCGUGCUGUCCUCCCACUUCGUCCAGAGCGAGUGGUGUCACUAUGAGCUUUACUUCGCUAGUCACCAGAGGCUAACCAGAGGUCUGGAUAGCAUCAUCCUCAUCCUGCUGGAGCCACUGCCUCCGUAUCUCAUCCCGUCCAAGUACCACCACCUGAAGGCCAUGAUGGCCAGACGCACCUACUUAGAAUGGCCUCAGGACAAGACCAAGCAGAGGAUGUUCUGGGCAAACCUGCGGGCCGUGCUGCAGGCAGAUCUUCCGAGAUCUUCCUCUCUUGAGGCGGGAAAUCAAGAAUAAUCAAUCAGACUGGAAUAAAAUAAAAAAUAAAGAGUACAGUAUUUUUUGGACUAUAAGGAGCAGCUGAUUAUAAGAGUCCUUAAGCGACACUAGUAAGGAUGCCUACAACAAAGUGAGCAAGAGUGUUGCCAUGUUUCCCUUCUAAUAGGGAAGCGCCUUAGUAAACAAAACUGUAAUUCUUAAAAAGAACAUUUUCUUCAAGUCAAACGAGUGCUGGAUGUUAAUCUGUUUUUUUAGGGGAAUAAAAUAAAGUGCUUCAGUUUAUUUACAGUACAGUUAAGAUGUUCUUAAAACUAAUAAAGAUGCUCUUCAGACUCUUUGUUGGAUCAGAAAUGAUCUGAAAGUGAAAUCAUGCAAAGCAGUAUUCUGUCCCACGCUUUCGUUUCCUACAGCUAGAGGAACUACGCCUGGGCAAAGGUCAACUUUUGCUCAAAAGGGUGAAAAUUCAGCCAAAAUCCAGAACGAACUCUUCAUGUUGUGUUGAGCAAUGUUCCGUUUUCCUUUUUUAAAAAAUUAUGUAAAGUGUUAUUAAAAGCGUUAUUAAAUUAGUUACUAAAAGCAGUAUUAAAUUCAAUAUUAAAAGCAUUAUUAAAUUUGUUAUUAAAUUCGUUAUUAAAAGCGUUAUUAAAUUUGUUAUUAAAAGGGUUAUUAAAUAUGUUAUUAAAGGCGUUAAUAAAUUCGUUAUUAAAAGCAUUAUUAAAUUCGUUAUUAAAAGGGUUAUUAAAUAUGUUAUUAAAAGCAAAUGUAAAUUCAGUCUUGGACCACAAAGCUUCUAAAUUUAGACUGAAAAUCGAAAUCAAUAAAACCCAAAACAAUAGAACAUGCAGACGGGAUUCACUUCAAUUUGCAACCAAUCCUUGUCAAAUACAAAAUUAUUUAAAGUU